CAACGGAAGUUGACAUCGGCCAUAUUGAAUUUACUCUUGCUGAAGGGAAAAACGAUGGCAGAAUCAACAGAACGUCAACUCGAAGUCCAAACGGACACCAAUCAUUUCACUCUCAAGGGAAGAUCAUGUGAAAUGUCCGCGUAUUCAUUUAUACCUACUAAAAGAGAGGACCCUCCUGAAAGAACUUGUUUCAACACCCCUAAAGAUGUAGCCUUUGCUGUGGCAGAGGAGAGAUACCCAUAUUCAACAUAUCAGAGACUGUUUAGAAAGCAAGAUGGAUUCAACAAUAAAUUGCAUCGAGAUGACAGAGAACAUGCCAAAUCUCGGGGGCUCAAGGUCAACGAUGAGGAGAAGACAAAAGAAGUACCCACCCUAGCUUCCUCUGACUACGGGCAUCGACUGAGCAUGUGUGCAGACCAUCCCGACAGGAAGCAUGUCCGGAUCGCCCACGUUAAAUCAGAGUUCUACAGGAGGAAUGGGAUCACGUCCUGAACACUCCUGUUCUGAUCGGUGCUUCCAGCUUCAUCUCAGACAUCAUUGGUUGUGCAAUUCAUUCCUAGAAGACAUAGUUUACUUAUUCAAGGUCGGCGAAGAUAUGACUACUUUAUCUACAAUUCUAAAAGACAAGGUUAAUUAAUUAUCUAAAGUUAAUCCUGGCUAUCAUACCUAUAAUAAGAACCGGAUGAUAUAUCUAAGGUUAUAGAAAGUGGGUUUAUCUCAGGCCAAAGAAGGGGUAUAGCUUACUUAAAUUUGGUGGUAGAAGCUAGGCUGACAUUUCUACAGUGACAGGUAUAUGACUAGUUUAUCUAAGGUGAUACUGUGAUAGGUGAGGCUUACUUAGGUAAGAUCGUAGAAGGUGUAACUAUAUGAAGUGUUCAUGUCAAAUAUCUACUCAUAUAAAGUAGGUGGUACUGAUGUUACUUCAUCAUUUACAUGGACAUCAAGUCUGAUAAUUGUUGUAGAGCAGAUUAACAUGGUAUAUACACCUAACUGCUCAGGCCUAAUAUAACAAUGUUUACCAGUGUUAUAGAAUUACAAUAUACACCUAACCACUCAGGCCAAAUAUAACAAUGUUUACCAGUGUUAUAGAAUCACAAUUUACAGCAGUAUUCUUGAAAAUUAGUGCCCACAUUAAUUCGGAAAUUUAAUUUUUUUAAACUUGUUAAAUUAUUUUAUUUUGACAAUAUUGCAUAUAUACUGUAGUGUAUUUUUUAGUGGAAAUUUUGUAUAUAGCAGAACUUGUUAAUUAUGUGUGGUUGACUUCAUACAUUGGAUGUCUCUGUCUCUACAGACUGUGGCACAAGUAAGGAUUGUACCGCGGGAUCUUUUUUGUAUAGUUAGCAUUAUGAAUCCUGACAAUAUAUUGUGUGAUUUAAUAAUAUGGAUGUGAUAUUCCUGUACAUCAGCUUUAAAUCCUGGGCGACUAUUUCUUAUAAAAAAUAUCUGACUUUGUGAUGAUUAGUUGUUGAAGACAUCAGCUUUAAACACUGAGAAACUACAAACAAUCUAUCUCCUGUUAAAACGUUUGACAUUAGUAUGCGAGUUAAAUUUUACUUCUGAUAUCAAACAGACUUAAUUACAUGCAAUAAGAGAGAAAUGAUAACAUAUCACCUGAUGUUACAAAGUGGAACCCAUUGUAUAUUUUUUACCAACCAAUUACUGUGAUAAUAAAAGACAAUAUUGUUUAUCCAUAA
Messenger RNA from Mizuhopecten yessoensis (Yesso scallop), 1694 nucleotides. RefSeq lists its product as uncharacterized. Lineage: Eukaryota; Metazoa; Mollusca; Bivalvia; Pectinida; Pectinidae. The record is from RefSeq and is a predicted model, not a curated record. The transcript has 4 exons. The coding region runs from base 55 to 492 and encodes 145 amino acids.